AUGCUGUUAAUGGAUCGUGCAGCCACUGAACACGAUGAUCUUAAAGAAGCCGCCAAGGAGGCGCCUGGAUGCGUCUGUGACGCCAAGGGAGGAGCUGUGAAGCCACUUGGAGGCCACGAUCUUGAAGGAGCCAAGGAGCUGAAGAUUCUUGAAGUCGCCACCUGCACCAAUGAAGCCGCCUGGAUGAGUCGUGAAGCUAGGGGAGCAUUCGUGAAGCCAGGGGACCAUGAUUUUAAAGAAGCCGCCAAGUCUCCGCCUGCUCUCAUCAAGUUGUGUGGAAGCAUCCGCGAAGUCGCCACCUGCACCAGUGAAACCGCCAGGAUGCGUCUGUGA
This is a messenger RNA of Closterium sp. Yama58-4, 333 nucleotides long. The record is from the annotation of a GenBank genome assembly. Lineage: Eukaryota; Viridiplantae; Streptophyta; Zygnematophyceae; Desmidiales; Closteriaceae.